Molecule: messenger RNA, 2639 nt
Organism: Pristis pectinata (smalltooth sawfish)
Lineage: Eukaryota; Metazoa; Chordata; Chondrichthyes; Rhinopristiformes; Pristidae
Exons: 7
Coding region: 1-1653 (550 amino acids)
Source: RefSeq, a predicted model, not a curated record
AUGGGACACUCCCCACUUCUCUGGGUGAGUGUGGCUCCAACUACACUGGAGAAGCUCGACCCCACCCAGGAGACAGCAGCCCGCUCCAUCGGCGCCUCACCCACCCACCCCACCACCCACACACAGCAGCAGCAGUGUGUACUGUCCACAGGACGCAUUGCAGCAACUCACCGAGACCCCUCAGGAGGCACCUUCCAAACCCACCGCCUCUCCCAGCUGGAAGGACGUGCAGCAAAAGCCCGGGGAACACCCCCUCCACCGGGAGUCGCCCUCCCAGACACACACGUGGGGAACAUAUCACCGUUCCUUCACCGUGGCUGGGUCCAAAUCCCGGGAACACCCUCCCUGACAGCCCGGUGGGUGCAGCCACACCUGAGGGACUGCAGCGCGUCAAGAAUGCAGCUCACCCCCAUCUUCUCCUGGGGUCCCCACACAACCACCCCCCCCCCCACCCCACUGCGGAGCACGUACCUGAGCGGAUUCGGUAGUGGGAUGAUGCCGUGCCACCGGAGGGAGAGCUCGAUCCCGCAUCACCCGCCGCUGUAUCUGGGGCCCAGGGGACCAGGAACGGGGGCGGAGCAGCCGGCAGGGUGGGCAGGAGAGGGCGGGGCGGGGCGGGCCGGGCCGGGCGGGGCGGGCCGGGCCGGCCGGCACGCAGCCAGGACAGACAGGGGCGGAGCAGCCGGCAGGCAGGCAGUCAGUGUGGGGCAGGCAGCCAGGACAGGGGCGGAGCAGCCGGCAGGCAGGCAGUCAGUGUGGGGCGGGCUGGCAGAGCAGGACAGGACAGGACAGGACAGAGCAGCCGGCAGGGAGACUGAUCCCCCUGCACAGACGAUCCCGGACCAACCGAGCUCUCCCAGCGCUGGCAUAAUCAGACAGCGCGGACCUCGGGGUGGGGGGUGGAAACCAUCGAGACCAAGCCAAUCGGGCGUCUGGGCGGGGUCAAGGCUGGGGAAGCAGAACGCCGGCGUUACCAGCCGCAGUGACAGCGGUGCUGGUCGGAAGCCGGUCCUCGGGUCCCGGACACGAGCAGAGGGGAUGCGGGACGGAGCUGUGCCCCCGGUGCGCAGCAUCAUCCCACGGCCGAAUGCGGUCAGGUCUCUGGUGCUCUGUGUGUGGUUGUUACCGGUCGUAGCUGCUGUUGGUCUUCGGGGCACCUGCCGCUUCACCCGGGACACCAGCUCCCUCAGCUGCCCCUGCGUCCCGACUGCUGAGCAGCGUCUGUACCUGCACAACCUGCUGGGAAACUUCCGGGACGUCUGCACCAGGGGCGAGGGGGACCGAAUCUGCUGUCGGAACACCACCCAGGCCAGGGUGGAUGCUGGCGAUGUCCUCCUGAACUACAGCUGGGUUAUCUCUCUCACUGUCUUCUGUGAGAUUGGGGACAAGGCAGGCUCGGGGUGUCCCAGACUGGGCACGGCGGCAGACCAUUUGUCCAGCCCCCCACCGGCGACAUCGCUAGAGGCGGUGUCCGCCGAGAAGGACCGACCAGAUGGAGGAGAGGCGCGGGACGCCACGUCGGGGGCAGCGGGGCUGAUAGCGGCUAUCGUGAUGGUGGUGGUCGGUGUGUGUGUUGCUGUGGUUCUGGUUCUGUGGUGCUUCUGGAAGCAACGCAGGGGAGAACGAUGUCCUGGAUGGAACUGUGUGAAGUGACUACACACAGUACGAUCCCACUAUCAGACUACCGAGACUGAGGAGCAGCUGACAUAAUCAAGAACCGAUCCCGCCCUAAAGUCUGAAAGCACGUACCACCAGGCUGAGGAACAGCUUCUAUCCCACUGUUAUGAGACUCUCGUAUGAUAAAGGGGAACUCCUGAUCUCCGAAUCUGCCUCGUCGUGGCCCUUGCACCGUAUUGUCUGCCUGCACUGCACCUGCUCUGUAACUGUGACACUAUAUCCUGCAUUCUGUUUGCCUUUUGUACUCACUGAUGUGUGGAAUGAUCUGUCUGGAUGGCACACACUCAAAAUCUUUUCACUCUACCAAUUAACAAUAAUAUACUGUGGGUUGUCACCUUGUCGUGGUGGAGAAGCUUCAGUGUGGUCCUGAGAUCCCGAGAGCGAUCACGUCUGGAGCGCUGCUCCUGGUAGGGUCAUCCAUGGCGGUAAGGUCGAUUGUGAGGUCCCCGACAAAGAACAAUCCAACCCAAGACCUCAACGGUGGAACAGGCGGACAAAGUUACUUUGAACUCAACGGCUGUGAAGGCGGACGAGGGCUGCAACAAAUCCAUCAGCUCCAAUCGUCGUGGUUUCCAUGCCAUUGGAAUCGCUUGAUUUGUGAAGUGUCGUGUGCUUUUUGUAGCGCAACAUGAAGUCCACGUUAAACAAAUACACGCAGUCUGUUGGUGGCGUUCAAUGGACUAAGUCAUAACUUGGCUUUGGUCCAAGUACUUUUCAAUCUAUUAUUCACCACCCUUUAAUAAGUCUUUUACAAUACUGGCACAAGUUUCAUCUUGAUUUUUAACUGCUAAAAUGAAUACCAGAUCUAAAGCGGCAGCUAAUGGUAAAGGUAAUGGAGACCAACCUACUUUGGAAGCUGUUUCUAAUCUGGAUAGAAAGUUUGACCGGAGCUUUGCCGAAUUGAAGUCCAUUUUAGAGGACUUUGAAGAAAAACAAAAUAUUCUUAUCCAGGAGAAUGCCAA